UAAUCUGAAUAAAAUCUUGAGAAUAACAGGAAUUCCAUCCUAUUCACAAAAGGAACGAAAAGAAAACAAAAAUGGACAGAAAGAAAGUGUAUAUAACCUUGAACAUUGAUCAUUCAAUUCCGAACAUCGGGUUUGCGGCGAUAAGGAAUUGUACACAUCAAGUUUUCAGUAUCAAUGACCUUUAGCGUCCUCAGUGAAUCCGUGGUGACCACCCUGCUUUUCGGGGUCAUCAUCACUGUGUCCUGCGAUACCACCGACGUUAAUUCAAAAAUGGCAACAACCAAUUCAUCGGAUGAUAUCAAAGGUCUCCAAGACAUUGAGACGCCCGUUGGAGCUCGGCUCUCAGGGAAAUAUCGCAAGAGUUUCGCUUAUUUUACGAUGAAGGAUCGAGCUCCAGUGAUAUUAACUAAAAUUAUAGAUACAAUGAGCAGAAAUAAGGAAUCAAUUAUCAAUAAAUAUGGAAAGGAAGCGUCUGAGGAAUUGAAACAAGUCAUGGGGAAUAUCAGCCAAGUGAGGAGUGAAUUAAUGACCAAUAAACCACUACAACUGCUGACUUUAUCGAAUAGCGAAAAGAACGGCGAUGCAAGGCUUUGGAAUGAUUACAUUCGUGAUAAGGGAAUUAAUGAUUCUUCGCCAGUCACGUGGUUUGAAACUGAUUGGCUCCUCUGUGAAACGUAUAUGUAUAGGAGAUUGUGGCAGUUUUAUGCAUUAACCAAAACAUUGUCAUCACUGGACUGUUUCGAGGAGCAAAAAGAGUACGCUUUCACUGGCGCAUUGAACUCGAUAUCAGAGCUCGCUAAAUACACGUUAUAUCUCGCUAACAAAUCUGAACAUCAUUCAGAGGAUAAGAAAAAGGAGGAAUUUCAAGCGCUGAUGAAGCUGAAUCUCUGGGGAAAUAGGUGCGACCUGUCACACAGCGUUGGUGCCGCUAUCAACGCUUCCGAGCAUUGUGGACCGGCAGACAGCUUAUCGACGAUCGACCCAAAUCUCUUAAUCGACGAUUCCUCAGCUGUCUGGGAUCUCCUUAACAAGAGAGGAACGGACGAAGACAUCGUUGUCGACGUUGUAUUAGAUAAUGCCGGAUAUGAAUUUUUCACUGAUUUGUGUCUGGCUGUGUUCAUGACACACCAUAAACUAGCAAAAAAAAUUCGAUUCUAUGUGAAGAAGCAUCCCUGGUACAUAAGUGAUGUAACUGGGAAGGACUUCAAGUGGACGAUAGAGUCCAUGAAGAAUUCUUCGGAUUCCAGUGUUCAAGAGUUCGGGGAUAUUUGUGAGAAUUAUUUAAAGCGUGGAGCCUGGAGUAUUGAGGAUGAACCAUUCUGGACAUCACCAUACGAUUUCUCCCAAAUGAAGAGCGAAGCACCAGAUUUGUAUUCAAAACUAUCUGAAUCCAAAUUAGUCAUCUUCAAAGGAGAUUUGAAUUAUAGAAAACUCGUCGGAGACAUCAACUGGGAGUCUACAACAGACCUAGUGACAGCACUCCGGGGAUUCAGGCCCAGUAAUUUAGUCACUUUGAGGACGCUCAAAGCUGAUGUGUGUGUGGGGUUGCCACCUGGGAAAGCCGUUGAAUUGCGUAACAAACAUGGCAAUAAUGACUGGUUGGUGUCUGGUCAGUAUGGUGUAAUUCACGCAACAAUCGAUGCUCAGGUGAAUUAAAUUCCAACGGGACCGAAGAAUUAAGCUCAAUGUCUUUUGAAUAUCUGUUCAGUCCUUUAUUAUUUAAACGUGCAAUAUAAUGCAUCCAAAAACUUCCUGAUGGAGAACAAAACUCUCAAAUUUGUGUAUAAUUUGUAUAAAUAAAGGAUAAGCUGCAAACAUUGUGGGUUCAUUCAAUGACUAGACUGA
Molecule: messenger RNA, 1845 nt
Organism: Diachasma alloeum
Lineage: Eukaryota; Metazoa; Arthropoda; Insecta; Hymenoptera; Braconidae
Product: protein-glutamate O-methyltransferase
Exons: 6
Coding region: 175-1656 (493 amino acids)
Biological process (GO): DNA damage response
Cellular component (GO): cytoplasm; nucleus
Molecular function (GO): phosphatase activity
Source: RefSeq, a predicted model, not a curated record